Fusarium verticillioides 7600 is the source of this 1722-nucleotide messenger RNA. RefSeq lists its product as hypothetical. The record is from RefSeq and is a predicted model, not a curated record. The coding region runs from base 52 to 1722 and encodes 556 amino acids. The transcript is spliced from 3 exons. Gene Ontology annotation, molecular function: DNA binding; DNA-binding transcription factor activity, RNA polymerase II-specific; zinc ion binding. Gene Ontology annotation, biological process: DNA-templated transcription; regulation of DNA-templated transcription. Lineage: Eukaryota; Fungi; Ascomycota; Sordariomycetes; Hypocreales; Nectriaceae.
ACCCUGCAUCUCGGAGUAUUCCUGAGAUUUCCUUCCGCACCAUUUCACGCCAUGGAGGGAGAGCAGGCGACAACUGGGAGCGACAAGAUCAAAAAGCGUGUUGCCAAUGCGUGCCUAAGAUGCCAGAGACGAAAGAUUCGAUGUGAUGGAGAAACGCCCAGCUGCACACCUUGCAUAGAGCAAAGCACGGCGUGUGAAUAUAUAGAGCGAAGAAGACGCGGGCCAGGGAAGAGCAAGCAAUACAUCCAUAUGCUAGAAGAGCGGUUGAGUAAGAUAGAGUCUUCGCUUGGAGAGUUGCCUGUCGCCAAGCCCUCACAAGAAUCGACAACUGUAUCUCAACCACCUGACGUGGAUCCCAGAGGCCACUUCGAUGAUAAUGGGAACCAUUUUGCGAACCUUCCGGGAGACAUAUCGACUGGCCUGCAAGUAGAACCUACCAUAAUCCUUGGGCCAUCUCCCUCUACCGUGCCGACCGCAAGUACAAAACCAACUUCCCUAGCAGUUUUGGAAAACUCAGAGGCACCAACCGGUUUUUUGGAAUCAUUGGACAUCACGAGUGACAUUGAGUUCCAUGCCCCGUACACCGAAGAGUCCCAGCACCCCUCAGUGCCGCUUCCAAAACUGCCAGGAAGUCAAUCUGAUGUGGAUUUGUUUCGGUCUCAAUUGGACCCCAGUGGAUUCAGAAGACAAGUAUUCGCCUCUGUGGAGAACCAAUUCCUCUUGCAACAUUUUGUUGCAAACGCACUGGACGAUUUCAACGUCUUCUACCCGCUCUUUACGGUAAGAUCUGCCUCGGAAUUACUCCAGCAACAGUUCCUUGCUGGCCCAAGAAAUUGCAAUGAUAGCCCGCCGAGAUGGGCUAUUAUAAAUGGCCUUAUUGCAACUGCAAUACAGUGGAAAACAGAUCCCUGUGCCCACAGUCAGUUAACCCCCAUUGCUUGGGGUUAUUUUAAGAACGCAUUCGCUAUGUUCCCAGAGCUUCUUAUCAGAGGCAGCGAUAUCUCAACUUGUCAAGCACUACUUUCUAUGGCUAUAUUCAUGCAUGGAACUGCGGAUGCUCGGACUACUUCGAGUAUAACCGCAUCUCUCGCCAGAGCGCUACAGGCUGUCGGUCUACAUACUACAAGAUGGUAUGAGAAACUAGACCGUACAACAGCUGAGCAGCAUAGGAGAGUGUUUUGGAUUGCUUAUUGUAUUGACAGCGACCAAAUGAUGAAGCAAGGACUACCAUCCACAUUCGGCAAUGAUAUAGAGAUUGAUCUCCCUAUCAUUAACAUAUCCGACGGUCCAAGCGAUUACACAAUCCCAGGCACACAAGAGAGGAUAAACGUCUUGCGAUGCAUGGCAGGACUUACCAUGAUCCAGUCGCGCAUUUCCGCGGAGCUUUACUCUCAGCGGGCCCUCAAAAUGAACGGCACGCAACUCCAGGGCGCAGUAGCCGAGCUGAAUCAUCAGCUAGACAUGUGGAAAAUGAGCCUGCCCGCUCAUAUUCGACCAAAUUAUGAUAGUUCCCCGGCUAGUUCACAGCUAGAACUCCCAGUUCUUUUGCUGCCCAUUAUGUAUUACACUGUAGCCGGGAGAAUCAACAUGGCAACAAUUCGCAACGGGCACUCAAAUAACGACACAUUCAACUUGCUUGCACAGGUCCCUAACGCUGCAGCUCGGUCGACUCUCCGGCUUAUCCUGACAAUGUCACCGCCGCCAUUCAGCCUCACCUGGUAG